Messenger RNA from Entelurus aequoreus (snake pipefish), 1676 nucleotides. RefSeq names its product linkage group 22 C22orf23 homolog (gene lg22h22orf23). The transcript has 12 exons. Bases 439 to 1203 code for a protein of 254 amino acids. The record is from RefSeq and is a predicted model, not a curated record. NCBI's taxonomy places the organism in Eukaryota, Metazoa, Chordata, Actinopteri, Syngnathiformes, Syngnathidae.
CCCAAAGCCUGACUUUGAGUGUUUGGUGAGCAGACCUGCUAGCUACUGGUGUGUUUGAGCUUUAAAGCUCUGGUUGUAGCCCUGAAGUGCUCUGUGUGAUUGGUGACCAGUAGUAGCCGUUUCAGUGCAAUAAGAGAGGAAUCACCACCACUAUCAUUGUUUGGCCUUGGCAGAGCUCGUCAAUGUACUUGGAGUGUACACAAGUGCAGUGUUCCCCCGUUUCCCGUGAUCGGGCUGUGUGCCUCGACUUCCCAUUGCCUCCCUCGAUCCUCGACCCCUGCUUGGACACGGACCUCGUUACCUCUCUCCAGCCCCCGACCUUCUCGCCUUGCCCCUUUGGUCUGACGAAGGAUUCAUCCAACGCACACUUACAACAAACUCUGCCCGGUCUGGCUACGGCGCAACACUUCCUGCUUCCUGCUAAAUUGAAACUUCUGAAUGGAUACUCACUUUGGACUGACAAGUGAGUAUCCAAUCACAGUCUCGUUAACAUCAGACCGACUGCUGCUCCGUACCCACAUUGUCACCAGAAAGCCAAAAAAGAAGUUGUGUGAAGACGCAUUCAUGGACACCCCCUCACAGUGCACAGUCGAUGGGGGGCGGCGAAAUAACCCACGGGCCAGCCAGUAUAGCAAGGACACUCAGGACCUGCUGAGAUCGAUGAUGCAAGAGAUGACUCUCACACACUCCCAGAGGAAACACAUCAACGAGUGCCUGAAGAAUGGAUCAGCCUUGCCACUGAGCACUCAGCCGUCACCAUCAAGAUCCUCCUCUCAACCCAAAGGCAGUAGAUGUGUCCACAAACUCCUGCCAGGUCGCCCUCAGAGACGCAGCGCCGCUUCUUGCCGCUCUGGGAACAGCUACGUCAGAGAAAAGUUCUCCUCUGCUCCAACAAGAGACUUGGAAAAGGAGAAGAGGAGGCUUCAAAACAUCCUGGCAACAGGACGAGAAGAAACAGCCGAUGAUACAAAUGUUGCUGCGUGUGACGAGCCUGAAGUCACAGAGGAACUGGACCGUUACCAGGAAGUUUUGGAUGAGAUUGAGGAAAGAAGACAAUUCCUGGCUGACAUGGCCUCUCUGGGACAGGAGAAGCAGUACAUCCACAUAAUCAACACCGAAAUAUCCCAGAAAAUCCGUGAAUUGGAGAUGCUAGAAGAAGCCCGACAACCCAACAAGGAAGUGAACCGCAUGGAUGCAAGAUAGUGACAUGUGCACAAAGGUUAAAUAAACAAUAAACAUCUGCAGUAUUUAUAUAGCUUGUUUAUAUGAUCUACCUUUCACCGUAACCAUUUCUUAAAAUUCUGCUUUUGGGAUAAAAAAAAAAAAAAAGCAUCUGCAUAGGUCCAAGCAGAAAGACAUGAUGAAUAUGGGCAAAACAUUUGGACAUUUAAAUGCCCUGACAAUAUGCAGCUUAUUAGCAGGCAUGCAAACACACCCCCACUUUCAGGUGAAACACAUUAAAAACACAGUCAAAUAUAAAUUAACAAUGAAAAAGUCAGGGCUUCCCAUUUCUUUUUUAAACAGCUUAAAAUUGCCAUUUUGUUUUUUUAAAAGCACAAAUGCAUAUGUAACCUUUUAUCAAUACAAUUCUCUGACAGCCAUUUGCAGCUCUCUAGAUUCAUUCAAUAUGUUGAAAAUGUGUUUUGACCGAUGAUGCAAAUAAUUGUCGCUUUUUU